AUGCAUUUGAAAGAGAAAUGUUCUUUGCUGCUAAAGGUCAGGAAACCUUCAAUCCCUUUUGUUUUCAACACUAACGCCAGUCUUAAUCCACAAAUUCAACAAAACCCAAAGACAGAAUUGAGAGAAGCUGAUGUCUUGAAGAGAUUGAACCAUGAAAAAGACAUUACUUUGGCUCUUGAAUAUUUUAAAUUCCUAUCCAAUUCAAAAACUUUCAGACAUACAAGUCUCACAUACCAAACAAUUAUUGAAAAGCUAGGGGAUGAAUGCGGUGUAGAUGGAGUUCAAUACCUUCUGCAGCAGAUGAAACUGGAAGGGAUCAGUUGCUCAGAAGAUUUAUUCAUUAGUGUAAUCAGUUCUUACCGAAGAGCAGGAGCAGCUGAUCAAGCGCUGAAAACAUUUUACAGAAUUCAAGAAUUUGGGUGUAAGCCUACUGUUAAGAUCUAUAACCAUCUAUUGGAUGCUUUGUUGAACGAGAAUAAGUUUCAUAUGAUUAAUCCUAUUUAUAGUAACAUGAAGAGAGAUGGGAUGGAACCAGAUAAGUAUACAUACAACAUCUUAUUGAAAGCAUUAUGCAAGAACAAUCGGAUUGAUGGUGCACACAAGGUGCUCGUAGAAAUGUCAAAGAAAGGAUGUUCUCCAGAUGAAGUGAGUUACACCACCAUUGUUUCUUCAAUGUGUCAUCUUGGUAAGGUAAAAGAAGCAAAGGAGCUUGUCCAAACCAUUAUAGGAGAUUUUCCUAUGGUUUCUGUAUAUAAUGCUUUAAUGAAGGGAUUCUGCAAAGAAGGUGAUUUAAACCAGGCGUUUCAGUUAAUAGAAGACAUGGUAAUUCAUGGGGUUUUCCCAAACGAAAUCACCUUCACAACAAUUAUAAACACCCUUUCAGAUCUUGGUGAAGUUAAGCUUUCACUUGCGAUAAUGGCCAAGAUGUUCUUGAGACAAUGCAACCCAAAUGUCUUCACUUUCACUUGUUUGAUAAAGGGUUUUUGCAUGAAAGGGAAAAUGGAAGAUGCGUAUGAAGUUUAUAACAAAAUGAUCCAAGAGGGUAUUUCACCAAAUGUUGUCACCUACAACACUCUCAUACACGGGUUCUGUUCUAUUGGAAAUAUGCAGAAAGCUGUUUCUUGUUAUCUUGAAAUGGAAAAACUAUCAUUCCUUCCAAAUGUAACAACAUAUGGAACUUUGAUCAACGGGUAUGCAAAAUGUAGGGACUUUGUAGGUGCAUCAGAGACAUGGAACAAGAUGAUAACACAAGGCUGCCACCCGAAUGUUGUGGUGUACACAUCAAUGGUGGAUGUCCUUUCUCGUAAUUUCAUGUUUGAAGAAGCUUAUAACCUCAUCAACAACAUGAAUUGUGCACCAAAUGCAGCCACCUUCAAUGCAUUCAUCAAAGGUCUAUGCGCCAAUGGAAAAGUGGAUUUAGCUAUGAAUUUGUUGUUUAAAAUGGGGAGCAUGGCUGAUUUGACAACAUUCAAUGAGCUAUUAAUGGGGUUUUCAAAAGUCAACGACUUUAGAGCCAUGUUUGACCUUUUGGUUGAGAUGGAAGAAAGAGGGGUUGGGGUUAAUUUGGUCACGUAUAACACGAUUAUCAACAUGCUUUGUUGUAAUGAUAGGGUUGAUGAUGGUUUGAAGGUUAUGGCAAAGAUGGUGGUGAAAGGGGUGAAACCAGAUAAAAUCACCUUCAACAUAAUGAUCAAUGGGUGUUGUAAGAAUCGUAGGGUUGACCUUGUGAGUCAACUCUUGGAAGCCAUGAAGAAACAUGGUUUGCAAGCCGAUUUGGUAACAUACACGAGUCUUGUUUAUGGGAUGUGUGAGUCAAAUGGUGUGGUUGAAGCUCAGGAAUGGGUGAUGAAAAUGGUGGAAGAUGGGGUUCAUCCGGAUAAGGGAAUAUGGAGUGUUUUGGUUAGGUGUUUGUUUAGUAAGAUUGGGUAUCAAAGUGCAAUAGAUUUGGUUGAUAGAAUCUUGAUUACUUAA
Molecule: messenger RNA, 1971 nt
Organism: Lactuca virosa
Lineage: Eukaryota; Viridiplantae; Streptophyta; Magnoliopsida; Asterales; Asteraceae
Source: the annotation of a GenBank genome assembly